AUGGCUUCUAAAAUUGUGGGCUCUCCUAGAAAGGUUCUUGCUGUUCCAGUUCGGUCCCGGUUAGCUUCUUCGCCUGUCUCUCAGUCUCCUCCGUCUGUGCUCGUCCCUGCUGACGGCUCAAAUAUGGCUGUUGCGAUUGAUCCCUCUUCAGGUAAAUCAUCCGACUCUGUUCUCCCUAAUAUUCCUCUUGUUUCAUCAGAGGCUGUGAGUGUUAAAUCUGCUAUUGGGUCUGUUAAAUCAGUGCGUCGAAACAUUAAGUCUGUUGCUCGUAAACCCUCGUCUAAAUCCCUUCCUUCUAGGUGUGUCACCCGUUCCCAGUCGUCAACCCCUGUCGGUGUGUCUUCCUCUCCUUCCCCAUCUAUCCCUUCUCAACCCUCGCCGUCCAAAGGUUCUACCAAAAAGAGGUCUUUAGGUCCUGAGUUGCUUCUUCCUCGGAAAAAGCUUUCCCAGCCCUCUACAUCUCAUUCUCCUUCUCCUUCGGUCCAUCAUAAAAAAUCUGGGUCUUCUUUGGGUUCUAAACAACCUCAAUCUUCUCCUGUGAUUAAAAAGAAAAAAGCAUCGUUUCCCAAGUCUCCUGCUCCUCCUGCGUCUGCUCCAUCUAGUGGUAGUUCUGACCUUCCCCCAUUAAUGUUCUUUUUCAACACUAGGAAGUUUCAGAAGUAUAAAGAUAGUAUGUCGUUUCGACUGUUAAAUGUGGAAUCAAAUGUCGUUUUAGAUGAUUUUCCUCGCUUUAAAGAGUCCAUGCUUUCUAGGGGUUGGAUUAAUUCUGUCUCUAAUCUACUCAUGCCAUCUCAGAAUCUUGUUCGGGAAAUUUAUUCUAAUAUUGACAAACAUAUUUUGGAAUCUUCUAAUCCCAAUCAGUUUAAACCUGUGGUUAAAUCUCCUGUUUUUUGCUCUGACUAUUCCCCUGACUUACACUUGGUUGCUGCUGAGUUAACCGGUUCUCCUGAGUUUAAAUGGCCUGAUAAUAAGGGUGCCAUUCCUGCUACUGCCCUUACAUCAUAUUAUAGGCUUCUUUUUCGGGUUGCUCUCUCAAACUGGUUGCCUAAUACUCACAAGUCUACUGUGGGUACUUAUUUGGCUCGAUUUUUGUUUGUUGUUGGCACUGGAGUGUCUAUUGACUUGUCUACCAUCAUAUUUGAUCGGAUUUAUAAUGAGGCUGUGGCUCGUGGCACAAGGUCUUUCUUACCUUUUCCAUGUCUACUUCAUCGACUGGCUCUCUCCAUUUCUCCAGAGUUCACUGCUCAAGAGGUUUUUCUAUCAGUUCCUGCAAUUGACAGCAAUCUUCGAAGUUUAAAAGUUCCUCAGGUUUUUCCUUCCACUGAUCCAGCCUCUGAUCCUGUACUGCCUGGUUUUCCAACUUCUGGCUGGAGGUUUAUGCUGUUUGACUAUAUGCAUCAGUUUCGGGCAAGUUUCAAUGAGUUUGUGUCUUCUUACAAGAAGGAUAGACAGCGCACUUUGCAAUUUGAGAGGAGGGUCUUGGCUCAAUUGGCUCAAAUUCGAGCUUCAUCUCAGGGGGAGUCCAGUGUUCCUGGUGCAUCUGUCCAAGGGGAGUCUCCAGAUAGACCUGAGCCUCAGUAA
Humulus lupulus (European hop) is the source of this 1581-nucleotide messenger RNA. RefSeq lists its product as uncharacterized. The transcript is spliced from 2 exons. The coding region runs from base 1 to 1581 and encodes 526 amino acids. NCBI's taxonomy places the organism in Eukaryota, Viridiplantae, Streptophyta, Magnoliopsida, Rosales, Cannabaceae. The record is from RefSeq and is a predicted model, not a curated record.